Molecule: messenger RNA, 1635 nt
Organism: Fibroporia radiculosa
Lineage: Eukaryota; Fungi; Basidiomycota; Agaricomycetes; Polyporales; Fibroporiaceae
Exons: 12
Coding region: 1-1635 (544 amino acids)
Biological process (GO): GPI anchor biosynthetic process
Cellular component (GO): endoplasmic reticulum
Source: RefSeq, a predicted model, not a curated record
AUGCCCACGGACUUGCGCACACCCAUUUCUUCCUUGCAACUAGCCCACGAAGGGACAUCCAAGCGGAGUGGGAUUACAAGACUGACAGUAGAUAUACCAUCGUCCCACCGUCCUCAGGUCGAAGCCGGUCUGCAUAAUCCACCGCGAUGGAGAACACCUGAAUUCUUUGUGUAUGGGGCAUUCUUCUGUGUUGUCGUCCCCAUCAUGGUUUGGAUACCCGUGCAGUUGAGCUCGUCCGAACAUCCAAAUUUUAAUAUGUAUCGACGAAAACUUUCGCCAGGUUGGAUUUCUGGCAGAUACGUUGACAACAGUGAUGCACAAUACCGCUCAUUUCGAAGUAAUACAUUACCUCUAAUAUUUCUUUCCGGAGCAUUUUUUGGCCUCAAGCUUCUAUAUUCCCGGUCCUUACGGCGAGUGCGCCUAACAGGCCCCUCAAACAAUUCGUAUCUUGUUCCUUUCUUGGCCCUCUUUUCCCUAAUCAUGCUCGCGGGCCUUCAUGGUGCGAGCGUUUUGAAAGUCCUUGUAAUUCUAUCCGCGAACUAUGCGCUUGCCAAGACAUGUGGGAGUUCUCCAGUUGGCCCCGUGCUUUCGUGGAUUUUCAACAUAGCCAUCUUGUUUGCGAACGAGAAGAAUGAGGGCUAUCGCUUCACUAGCCUGCAUACUGCGCUUGAAAUUUUGGACAGAGCUAAGGGUAUCUACCCGCGUUGGCAUAUCAGCUUCAAUAUUACUAUGUUACGACUUAUCUCUUUCAGUCUGGAUUACUACUGGGCUUGCAAGCCAGCAGGCCUAGCGGAUCCAGGCGGCGUUUUGAAUGAAAAACAGCGAGGCGCUAUCGCUCAUCCGCUCCAGACAUAUUCUUUCGUGAAUUACAUAGCCUAUGCCCUCUACCCGCCCUUGUAUAUCGCUGGUCCAAUAAUGACGUUCAACGACUUUAUGUGGCAGGUUAUCCAUCGACCAGUGGCUAUCCCUCUGCGCAGGACCUUGAACUACCUUCUUCGCUUUGCUAUUUGCUUCUUCAUGAUGGAGCUGAUACUCCACUUCAUGUAUGUUGUCGCAAUCAAAGAUGCCAAGGCAUGGUCAGGCUACUCGGCAGCUCAGUUAUGUAUGAUCGGAUUCUGGAAUCUCAUUGUAGUCUGGUUGAAGCUACUCAUCCCAUGGCGCUUCUUCCGCCUUUGGGCCCUCGUAGACGGUAUUGAUCCGCCGGAGAAUAUGGUUCGAUGCAUGGCAAAUAAUUAUUCCGCACUUGGAUUUUGGAGGAGCUGGCAUCGCAGCUACAACCUCUGGAUUGAGGAACGAAGAAUGCUCCUCGCAUGGGGCUGGCUUGUGAGCUUGUUCAUCUUGCCAGAAAUCAUAGCACGGUUCCUCUUACCUCCAGCAAGAUUCGGCACUAGGCCAUGGUAUCGGCACGUUUGUGCUAUAGGCGCUGUGUUCAAUAUCUUGAUGAUGAUGAGCGCCAAUCUGGUAGGAUUCGUUAUUGGGACAGACGGUAUAUCCUAUAUGUUACAUCAAGUUCUGGACAGCUGGGAAGGAAUACGAUUUCUUGCCUUUGCAUGCACGUGUUUAUUCGUUGGCGUACAGGUCAUGUUCGAGUAUCGGGAGGAAGAACUACGUAAUGGUAUCAUUCGUAGAUGUUAA